Messenger RNA from Chrysochloris asiatica (Cape golden mole), 1368 nucleotides. It is a transcript of the gene SMTNL2, whose product is annotated as smoothelin-like 2. Gene Ontology annotation, cellular component: microtubule organizing center; I band; M band. Bases 1 to 1368 code for a protein of 455 amino acids. Gene Ontology annotation, molecular function: tropomyosin binding; protein phosphatase 1 binding. The transcript has 8 exons. Gene Ontology annotation, biological process: actin cytoskeleton organization; positive regulation of vasoconstriction. The record is from RefSeq and is a predicted model, not a curated record. NCBI's taxonomy places the organism in Eukaryota, Metazoa, Chordata, Mammalia, Afrosoricida, Chrysochloridae.
AUGGAACCAGCUCCUGAGGCGGAGGAGGCGCGCACAGUGCGUGAGGCUCUGAGCCGCUAUGAGGCGGCGCUGGAGGACGCGGUGCGCGCUCUGCACGAGGACAUGCAGGGACUGCAGCGCGGCGUGGAGCGGCGUGUGGCCGAGGCGCUGCGUUUAGCCGGCCCGCUGGCGCGCACCGUAGCCGAGCUGCAGCGCGAUAACCAGCGGCUGCAGUCACAACUCGAGCGUUUGACGCGCCAGGUGGAGGCGCUGGGCUUGGCAACCGGGCUGUCCCCCACGACUGGCACACCCAGUCCCCCUCCCGCGUCCCGGGUCCCUGAUCGCGCACCCCGCCUGGGCACUGCACGCUACGCCAGUCACGCCACCUUCUCAGUGUCUGGCCGCAGCCUGAGUGCGGAUCAUGACGAGUCCAGUGAGUUGGAGAUGAGAAGAACUUCAAACCCAUGCAUCGUUGAGAAUGGGCACCAACCGGGGGCAGGUCCAGACAUUGGAUCCCCGGAGGCUCCCCAAACCUUCCCGGCCCCAGAGCCGCCCCGCAAGCCUCGCCCUGUGAGCCUCUCCUUGAGGCUCCCUCACCAGCCGGUUACUGCUGUCACCCGAGUCUCCGAGAAGUUCUCCGGGGAGACCCUGGCUCUGUCACCUACAUCUGCUACUGUCCUAGGGGGUCUCACUACGAGCCCCAGUGACGCCACCACACCCUGGACCCCCAGCCCAAGUGAAAAGAAUUCCACUCUCACGUGGUUGAACUCUGGCUAUGGACCAGCAGCGACAGGCAGGAGCAACAACAGUCCUCCUCUGGUGACAUCACCCCAGUCACCCCCAUCCCCACAGCCACCAGCCACAGCUCAGGCCCAUCGCCAAGGGGAGCGGCGCCGGGAGCUGGUGAGGUCGCAGACGCUGCCCCGUACCUCAGGGGCACAGGCCCGGAAGGCGUUGUUUGAGAAGUGGGAGCAGGAUACAGCGGCCAAAGGGAAAGGGGAGACGCCGCGGGCGAAACUAAAGCGCUCCCAGAGCUUCGGAGUGGCCAGCGCCAGCAGCAUCAAGCAGAUCCUGCUAGAGUGGUGUCGCAACAAGACUCUUGGUUACCAGCACGUGGACCUGCAGAACUUCUCCUCCAGCUGGAGUGAUGGGAUGGCCUUCUGUGCCCUGGUGCACUCCUUCUUCCCUGAUGCCUUCGACUACAAUGCGCUGAGCCCCACGCAGCGGCAGAAGAACUUUGAGUUGGCCUUCACUAUGGCUGAGAACCUGGCCAACUGUGAGCGUCUCAUUGAAGUAGAGGAUAUGAUGGUGAUGGGCCGCAAGCCGGACCCCAUGUGUGUCUUCACCUACGUGCAGUCGCUGUACAACCACCUGCGCCGCUUUGAGUAA